Molecule: messenger RNA, 5351 nt
Organism: Podarcis muralis (Common wall lizard)
Lineage: Eukaryota; Metazoa; Chordata; Lepidosauria; Squamata; Lacertidae
Source: RefSeq, a predicted model, not a curated record
UGCAGAGACUGGCAGAUCGCCUGGGGAAAAUGCACUUUGCACUUUCCUAGGAAUCCCAUCAAAGCUCCUCCUCUUCCUCCCUCCUUCCCGCCCUUUCUCAAUCUCUCUCUUUUUAUGCCAGAUCCAUGGCGUAGGCAUGAAAUCUGCAGCCGUCCUUGCAAAUACAAAUAAACUUGGAUGGGCAGGAGAGUGCGAAUUAUCAGGAGCUGCUUCUUUGGGAAGGAGCAAGUGUAACAUGAAGAGACAAAUAUUUAAAAAUCAGCAGGAAUGAAAAGAGAAGUGGAAGAAAUUUUGAGCUGCUUGAGGUGUUGAUGCCCAUGAAGUCCUGCGUCUGCAAGAAGUUUUUGAAUUGAACAGAAGGGAAGAAUAUCCAGUCUUGAGGGAAACAUUGAAAUAUAAAUUAAAUAGACACUGCAGAACCCACAGAAGGGAGAAGACCAUAUCAAUGAGGAGGAGCUUCAGUUGCAGUCCUGCCCUAAGGAUAAGAGAUUCCACACCUGGAAGAAUGCUUAUAAAAGCAUGAGUGGUACAAAGAGUUUCAGUUGUAGUGAAAACCAUACUUCACAUCAAACUGUAGAGUAAGGGAAGAAACUGGAAUAUUUACUUCCUUUUUAAAAUCUUGAACUCCUAGGAUACCCACCUUUUCAUUUCCCCCAUAGUAGCCGAUUUCUGACAGUCUUCUGAAGUGACAUUGCGGAAAAACAGGUUGGAAGAGAAAUGGCUGGCAAGAAAAGGGGUCGAAAGAGGAAUGUGGGAAACCAGAGAAAUAAAAGCUCUGCUUCUCAGAGCACCAACGUCCGCAAACUUCCUGUUCCACAAGACCACAAGAGAAGAAGGGAAAAGUGCCCAGACUGUGGGAAGACAUUCACAUCUAAAUCAAAAUUAAACAGACACUGCAAAAUCCACACAAGGGGGGAGAUCUAUAAAUGCGAGGAGUGUGGAAAGAGCUUCAGUGAAAGGCAAGACCUUACUUCACAUCAGAGAACUCACAGAGUUGAGAAGCGAUAUGAAUGUGUGGAGUGCGGAAAGAGCUUCAGUUGUAUCAAAAGCCUCACUAUACAUCAAAGAACUCACACAGGGGAGAAGCCAUAUCACUGUGUGGAGUGUGGAAAGAGAUUCAGUCAAACAGGAGCCCUUACCAUCCAUCAAAGAAUCCACACAGGGGAGAAGCCAUAUGAUUGUAUAGAAUGUGGGAAGAGCUUCAGAGGUGCUGGAAAACUUGUGGUGCACCUAAGAACCCACACAGGGCUGAAGCCAUAUGAAUGUAUGGAGUGUGGAAAACGCUUCGCUCAGAGAGGAGCCCUUAACGUACAUCAGAGAACCCACACAGGUGAGAAACCAUAUGAAUGCCUGGUGUGUGGAAAGUGCUUCUGUCAGAAAGGAGCCCUUACUGUCCAUGAAAGAAGCCACACUGGGGAGAAACCAUAUGAAUGCAUGGAGUGUGGGAAAAGCUUCAGUCAACAGGCACACCUCAUUUUACAUCAGAGAACACACAAGGGGGAGAAACCAUAUAAAUGUAAGGAAUGUGGAAAGAGCUUCUCUUGUACUUCAUUACUCAACAAACACCAAACAAUCCACACAGCGUCGAGGCCCUUUGAAUGUCUGGAGUGUGGAAAGAAGUUCAGAAACAGGAGCUAUCUAACUAAACAUUUAAAAAUACACAGAGGGCUGAAACCAUAUAAAUGUUUGGAAUGUGGAAAGAAUUUCGGCCAUAGCGGAAGCCUUGUUCUCCAUCAAAGAAUCCAUACAGGGGAGAAACCAUAUAAAUGUAUGGAGUGUGGAAAGAACUUCCGUUGCAGUGGAAGCCUUAGUUCCCAUCAAAUCAGUCAUACAGGGGAGAGGCCGUAUGGGUGUGUAGAAUGCGGAAGGAGGUUCAAAUAUAGCUCAAAUCUUUUCCAGCAUAAAAUGGCUCAUGCAGGUUUGAAGCCAUAUGAAUGCGAUAAGUGUGGGAAAAGCUUCAGCCAGAGACAACUCCUUACUGUACAUCAAAGAAGCCACACAGGGGAGAAACCUUUUGAAUGCACGCAGUGUGGAAAGAGCUUCAGUAGGAAACGCUAUCUUACUAUACAUCUAAGAAUCCACACAGGGGAGAAACCAUAUAAAUGUGUUGAGUGUGGAAGGAGCUUUACCGUUGACCGCUCUCUUUCUCUUCAUGAAAGAACCCACACAGGGGAGAAGCCAUAUAAAUGUGAGGAGUGUGGAAAGAGCUUCACUAUAAAAGGAAACCUAACUACGCACGAAAGAAUCCACACAGGCGUGAAACCAUUUAAAUGUGUGGAAUGUGGAAAGUGCUUCGGUUGCAGCGGAAGCCUUAAGAAGCAUCAAAGAAUCCACACAGGAGUGAAGCCAUAUAAAUGUGAGGAGUGUGGAAAGAGCUUCAGCCAAACAGGAAGUCUUACUACCCAUCAAAGAACCCAUGCAGGGGCGAUGCCGUAUGAAUGCAAGGAGUGUGGAAAGAGCUUUUGUCUUAAAUCACUUCUUGCUCAACAUCAAAGAACCCACACAGGGGAGAAGCCAUUUAAAUGUGAGGAGUGUGGAAAGAGCUUCACUACAAAAGGAAACCUAACUGCGCACAAAAGAAUCCACACAGGCGUGAAACCAUUUAAAUGUGUGGAAUGUGGAAGGUGCUUCGGUUGCAGCGGAAGCCUUAAGAAGCAUCAAAGAAUCCACACAGGAGUGAAGCCAUAUAAAUGUGAGGAGUGUGGAAAGAGCUUCAGCCAAACAGGAAGUCUUACUAAGCAUCAAAGAACCCAUACAGGGGCGAAGCCGUAUGAAUGCAAGGAGUGUGGAAAGAGCUUUCUCCUAACUAGGAUAUCAAGCCUUAGAAAUCUUAGAAGAUUGCAUGAAGGGGAGAAACCAUUUAAAUGUUCAGAAUGUGGAAGGAGCUUCAACUACAGGAAACAUCUCAUUGUGCAUGAGAGAAUCCACACAGGUGAGAAACCAUAUAAAUGCUCCGAGUGUGGAAAGAGCUUCACUCAGAGCAGUACUCUUUUUAAUCAUCGAAGGAUCCAUACAGGAGAGAAACCGUUUGAAUGCUCAGAGUGUGGAAAGAGCUUCACGAGCAGCAGCAGUCUUUCAUAUCAUCAACGAGUCCACACUGAAGAGAAACCUUACAAAUGUUUUCAUUGCAAAAAGAACUUCAGCCAGAGGAGUGAGCUUCAUUCUCAUCAGAGAAUCCACACAGGGGAGAAACCUUAUAAAUGCUCAGAGUGUCGGAAGAGUUUUACUCACAGCAGUAGCCUUUCUUAUCAUCAAAGGGCUCACAAAGGAGAAAAACCAUAUAAAUGUUCCGAGUGUGGGAAGAGUUUCUGUCAGAGCAGUGGCCUCAUCUCUCAUCAAAGAAUCCACACAGAAGAAAAACCAUACAAAUGCUCAGUGUGUGGAAAGAACUUCACUCAUAACAGUAGCCUUUGUAAACAUAAAAGAAUCCAUACAGGAGAGAAACCGUAUACAUGCUCAGAGUGUGGAAAGAGCUUCACUAAUAGUAGUAGCCUUUCUUAUCAUGAAAGAACCCACACAGGAGAGAAGCCGUAUAAAUGUUUUCAUUGUGGAAAGAGCUUCAGCCAGAGCAAUCACCUUCUUUCUCAUCAAAGAAUCCAUACAAGAGAAAAACUGUAUAAAUGCUCAGAGUGUGGAAAGAGCUUUACUCAUAGCAGUAGCCUUUCUUACCAUCAAAAAAUCCAUACAGGAGACAAACCGUUUAAAUGUUCUGAGUGUGGAAAGAGUUUUUUUCAGAGCUACGGCCUUCUUUAUCAUCAAAGAAUCCACACUGGAGGAAAACCCUAUAAAUGCCUGGUGUGUGGCAAAAACUUCAGUCAUAGCAGUAGUCUUUCUAGUCAUCAGAGACUCCACACAGGAGAGAAACCGUAUAAAUGUUCAGAGUGUGGAAAGAGCUUCACUAAUACUAGCAGCCUUUCUUACCAUCAAAAAAUUCAUAUAGGAGAGAAACCAUUUAGAUGUUGUGAGUGUGGAAAGAGUUUUUUUCAGAGCUAUGACCUGCUUAAUCAUCAAAGAAUCCACACUGGAGUGAAACCAUAUAUAUGCUCAGUGUGUGGCAAGAACUUCACUCAUAGCAGUAGCCUGUCUAAUCAUCAGAGACUCCAUACAGGCGAGAAACCAUUUAAAUGUUCAGAAUGUGGGGAAAGCUUUAGUCACAACAGUAACCUUACUUACCACCAAAAUACCCAUUCAAGUGAAAAAAUCUUUAAAUGCUCAGAGUGCGGAAAGAGCUUCAGUUGUAGCCAAACCUUAGCAAUACACUACAGACUACAUACAGGAGAGAAAGCAUUUACAUGUUCAGAGUGUGGAAAGAGCUUCAACCAGAAGACUCACCUCACUAACCAUCAAAGGACCCAUACGGGAGAGAAACCAUAUAAAUGCUUAGACUGUGGGAAGAGCUUCAGCCGAAGCAAUACCCUCUCUAAUCAUCAGAGGCUCCAUACGGGAGAGAAACCAUAUAAAUGCUCGGAGUGUGGGAAGAGCUUCGCUCAGAGCAGUGGCCUUUCUUCCCAUCAAAGAAUCCACACAGAGAAAUCGCAUAAAUGCUUAGAGUGUGGGAAGAGCUUCACUAAUAGUGUUAGCCUUUCUUAUCAUCAAAGAAUCCACACGGAAGAGAAAUCACAUACAUCAGGGGUGGAGAUCCUUUUAGGCUCUGGGAGCCAGAUCAUUAUCUGGCCCCACCAAGAGGGCCAAACGGGACAGGUGGGUGGAACAAACCACCUGUCAAUCGCAUGAUGUCAUAGUGACGUCGCAUGGCUGGCAGGUGGCUUGCUGCACUCGUUUUAUAGAAGAAUGUUGGAAAUAGGUCUCUGGUGAAUAUACCCUGUUGAUUUGGGGUGGCUCCAUUUGUUGCAUCAUUCAGUCAAUGAAGCGGUGCCGGAACAUCUGCCACCUGCGCCUGUUUCAUGCAAAUGAUUCUGCACUCCCCUACAGAUUAUAAUUGCUGAAAUCGCCAGUUUGCUACUGCAAAAGGUCUGUGGUGUGUCUGUUUUUACAUAUAUUUGAGCUCAAACAGUCACCAACUCUAAUUUUUGAACCUCAUUGCCAUUCAACUACCACCUUACUGUUUUCUCCUUUGACUAUUAGCCAUCUCAGAUUUAGUCCACAAAAGAUGACCAUGCCACAAUCAACCUGUUAGCUUUUACAUGGUCUCAGGGCUCAAUAUUUUUCUUGUUCUUUAAAAAAAUAGAUAAAUGUGGACUCCAAGUGCACACUGAAUUUUGCUGUAGCAAAAGAGGGGAGGAGGACUGGGUUGUUUCUCUUGUGGUGUGUAAAGAUGUAUAGGUUUUGUUACCUGUUACAUGCACUGAUAGUGAUGUGAAAAAUGAAAAAGUAAAACAGAAAUGUUACUA